GUGAGGCUUUGUGCUCCUCUGGAGAAUGAACCGCUAGGACUACAGCUCCACUUUCUCCUGCAACUGAAAAGGUUUUAACCGGAUUUAACUUCCACCAAGUCAACAUUUAAACCUGGAUAGUGUUUCCUUUUAUGCACCUUUUUCUGCACAAAUGCUCCACGGUCGUUUGCAGUGGGAAUGCUGCUCCUUGUGUUACCACGCCUGAGGUGCGGCUGCAGGGAUGAAUUCCACUUGUCGUCUUCAAUCAAGGAGGGCCUACCACGUCAGAUCAUGGUUUCCUGAGCAGCUUUACUGCCAACACAUCACAAAGAUCCUUACCAUUCUGGGCCAUGACUUCGCUGCUUCCCAACACCAGCAUUCCCGAGAGCACAGAAGCUCUGCUGGUGACCUCUGACUGUCUGUUUAACCUGACUGCGGCUGUGCAAGCGGGACAUGGCUCAGACCAGUCACUUCCACCGCUCUGCACCCCCUGCUGCUGCGGGGUGCUCAACCGCACCCUGGCUGUGGCGUUUAUGGUCAGCCUGGCAUUUGCUGUUGUGGUUGGAAAUGUGGUCACUCUAACAGUCUUUGUGCAAACUAGGCAGUCGAGAACACCGCAAGGGUACUUGAAAGUGUCUCUGGCCAUAGCAGACAUGAUGGUGGGUGUUGUCGUGGUUCCUUUCUCUGUCUACACCGAAAUGUCUCUCAUGGUGACCAGCCCUCUUCCCAUGUGGUAUCAGGGUGGUACAUCUUCAUUCUUCAGUGACCUGGGGAGCCCCUGGCAGCCCUGCAUGCUGAUUGGUCCCGUGUUUGCAGGAUGCACCUUUGUCUCCAUCAGCACCAUCUUCCUGAUGACCCUGGAGCGCAGUGUGGCCAUUCUGUGGCCGCUCCACAAGGACGCAUUGGUGACCAGAAGACGAACGCUGCUCCUCAUCUUGCUGUCCUGGGCAGCCAGCUUCUUGCUGGCUGUUGCCCCUCUCAUCUUCAGCAGCAACUUUAAUUUGGAGUACAAUGAGUGCAGUCGUAUGUGUAACUACACCCCACUGUUGUUUGGAGGUCAGCUACCACCUGAUGCCAACAUUUUGCUGCUGUUCCCAGCAUUUGACUUCACACUUCUUGGGGGGACAUUAGCAAUUAAUAUUGUGUCCUUCACAAGCAUUCGCCGGUACACCCGAAAACGCAAACUGCUCUCAGGAGGGAGUCUGAGUGAAGGUGGGGGAGGAUGCUCCCACAGACCAUCCUUUUCAGACAUUAAGGCUGCAAAGACAAUCGGCAUACUGACAUUUGCCUUCACAGCAUCCUUCUCUCCCAUUGCAGUGUUUGUGCUUGGAAACGUGGUGGGAUACACGUGGUGCAACUUUUCUUUUCUGGCGUUCUGGAUUCUGACAGGAAACAGCUGCUGUAAUGUCAUUAUCUACAGUGUGAGGGACCACCGCUUCAGGAAGGGUGUGACCCUUCUUUUUCAAAGAGAGCAACCCCCCCCCCAUGGUGAGAAAACCUGAGGGCCAUGAUAAUUUCAUUUGCUGUAACAAGCUCGUGUUUUGUGAUUAUGGUCCAAAAUAUAUAUUGCUUGCAAUUAUUUUAUUCAAAUGAGGAUCAAUGCCCUACUCAUGUUUGCACAGUGUCAACGCCUUGCAGAAGGGGACGAAAUGUAGAAAAAAUCAAUGCUUUCUCCAGAUCUAUUAAAGGUCCUGUUCAAAUGUUGUGCUAUCAUGUAGUUGGGAGUUAAACUACAAAGAGACAGUUUCAAGUACAGUUGUGAACAAACGCAGGACACAUAGUGAAUAAACAUCUAAGAACACAGGGCAAAGUUUUCAGACUUGCAUGAAUGUGUCAAGCUGGAUUAACACCUAAUCAACCAUUAUCAUUCUUUAAGAAAAAAACAUUUGGAGAAUGUAGUUAAGUAAAACACAGAAUCUAAAGAGAAAGAAUGAUUUUUGGUUACAAGUCAGAUUAGAAGAUGCCAUGACUUUAACUUUCAUAUACAUUUAAACAGUGUAAGAAUGGCGUUCCUAGUUUUGUCAUAUGGAGACAAUGUUGGUUUUUCAUUUGAGUACAUUGGCAAAAUUAAAUAAGUCAGUCAGUCAGUCCUUUUCUAUACUGCUUCUUCCAUAGUGGGUUGCGGGAAGCAGGUGCCUAUCUCCAGCAGUCUAUUGGUGAGAGGCGGGGUACACCCUGGACAUGUUG
Girardinichthys multiradiatus is the source of this 2166-nucleotide messenger RNA. RefSeq names its product adenosine receptor A3-like. Gene Ontology annotation, molecular function: G protein-coupled receptor activity. Bases 330 to 1481 code for a protein of 383 amino acids. The record is from RefSeq and is a predicted model, not a curated record. Gene Ontology annotation, biological process: G protein-coupled receptor signaling pathway. The transcript is spliced from 4 exons. Lineage: Eukaryota; Metazoa; Chordata; Actinopteri; Cyprinodontiformes; Goodeidae. Gene Ontology annotation, cellular component: membrane.